CCUAGAAUUUGAAUGAGUUCAUGAAUUCUAUCACAAUGAAUACUAUAUAUAUGUUAGUCUCUCCUUUCUAUCCAUCAUCUUCUUCCUCAAUUAUUUAGCAAAAAAAACAAGAAGAAAAAGUCAACAUGUAUGUAACAAGGCCUCUGUCUAUGUAUAGAAGGUCACCUGAAUCACUAUCUGUACCAACGCCGGAAGGGCCAAAUUCCGGUUAUCUUGUACUCCAUGAUGAAGAAUCGGUUGAGAUUACAUGUUGCGGUUGCGAAGAUACUGAGGUGAAAGACUUGCCUUUCCCUCAGAACAAGGAUCUCACAGUUCAUUAUUCCUCAGAUACUGAUGAUGUUGCCUUCAUUCCAGUUCUUGAUAAGCCUUUAUCUGCCAAUACAUACCAUGUGAUAAAUCGCCGGCAUGGGAAACGCAGAGGGGAAGUGUACACAAAUUCAAAGGAAGAAGAAAUGGUGGAUUGCUGUUUUGGUAAAUCUCCUCAAGAUGCAAAACCAAAACCACUGGAUCCAUCAGACAUUUACCAACAAAUUGAGAUAAUUCCAAGGAGACACCGCGGUUACUACACUGCCAAGGCUGUUGUUUCAGAUGGCUUUCCUCCUUCUUUUUUGAGGAGAAAGGAUUGGAGAGUGACUAUGGACACACCCCGUCAUUACCAACUAGGUGAAGCUCCCGGACUCGACUCUUCCAAGCGAUCAGGCUUUCCGAGCUUCGACUUUCCAUUGUCCAAAGAUUGUUCUGAUGCUAUGUUAGUUGGGAAGUGGCACUGUCCUUUCUUGUUCAUCAAGGAAGGGGGACUGAAGUUGAAGCACCAAAUGAAGCAAUGCAUGUUCUAUGAAAUGAGACUGGAGCAAAGAUGGGAGAGAAUUUUCGACAAGUACAAUGAGGGAACAAGCAGCAAUGCUAAUGCUGUGUUUGUGGAUACAUUUGUUCAAAGAGAGGCGGUUUUUAUUGCUGGAAAUGAAGCGUUUUCGGAUAAUCUUGACAGAUUUAAUGUUGCCGAUGAUGGUUUCAUGUGGUUUAAGAGCUCUGAUGGGGCGGGAGGAGAAAGGAGCGUAGGGUUGAGCAUGAAAAUUGUGGAGAGAAUGAAAUGGGAGCAGGAAAGAGUUGGAUGGGUUGGUGCGGAGAAGAGGAAAGUGCGAGUGGAGAGAAGUGAGACGUAUGGAGGAAUUGGUAGUUGGAACAGAUUUGCUUGUUAUGUGUUGGUGGAGAGGUUUGUGUUGAAGAGAAAUGAUGGAAGCUUAGCACUACUGACAUAUGAUUUCAAGCACACUCACCAGAUUAGGUGCAAAUGGGAAUGA
Molecule: messenger RNA, 1301 nt
Organism: Fragaria vesca subsp. vesca
Lineage: Eukaryota; Viridiplantae; Streptophyta; Magnoliopsida; Rosales; Rosaceae
Exons: 2
Coding region: 126-1301 (391 amino acids)
Source: RefSeq, a predicted model, not a curated record